CUCGGGAUAAAAGUCUCCACUGAAAGAGAGAAAGACAGUCAGAGUGAACAGAGGAACAGACGAACAGAACGCAUCAACUGAAGAACCAACAGGACCAACAGGACCUGGACCAGUGGAACCAUCAGAGCUCCUCCUUCAGUCUGCUGAUUUAUCUGUUGACAUGUUCUGGCUCAGGAUGACUUCCUGUCUGUUGUUGCUCCUGUUCUUCUUCCAUUUUGUUCCUGCCAUCAUGGCCACCACCCAACCCGCUGGCUGCAAAAUCCGCAUCACAGAUAGAGGACUGGAGAUGUUGAAGGCUGAGACUCUGAAGUUUGUGGAGGAGGAGCUCAGUAACAUCAGUAUGCCGGAGAUGAAAGGCAAAGAAGGACGCUUCCAAUACACCAUCACUGAUGUGAAGAUAACCGAGUUGAAUCUGACUCACGCCAACCUUCAGUUCAUCCCUGAAGUCGGGUUGUUGUUCGAUGUUCAGAACUCAUCGAUCACGUUGACUUUCCACCGGCGGAUCCUCUACUGGUUCUUUUAUGACACAGGAAACAUCAACGCCUCGGCCGAAGGUGUGAACAUCAACACGGUUCUGAACUUGAUCAGAGACGAUGGAGGACGGCUUAAGAUCAAUAACAUUACCUGCGAUGCCAGAAUCGCCAAAAUGAAGGCAAAGUUCAGUGGAACACUUGGGAGAGUUUACGACUUCCUGGCGAGCUUUCUAACAACAGGCAUGCGCUUCCUCCUCAACCAACAGAUCUGUCCUGCUCUCAAUCAUGCGGCUCUGGUUCAUGUGAACUCAAUGCUGGACACGAUCCCUGUGAGGACGGAAGUCGAUCAAUAUAUCGGGAUUGAUUAUUCUUUGAUUGAUGACCCAGUGGUGACAUCCAGGAGCCUCGACAUGCACUUCAGGGGGAUGUUCUUCGACCUUUCUGAUCAGAACAACACGUUGGUGAACUAUGCUGUCGACCCUGUCAUCAGAGAGUACGACAGGAUGGUUUACCUCGCCCUGUCCGAAUUUUUCUUCGACAGCGGGUUGUUCUCUUACUACAGUGCGGGAAUCUUCCAGAUGCACAUCGUCAACGAGAAGAUGCCCAAAGACAUGGAGAUGUUGUUGAGAACCACCUACUUUGGAACCAUCAUGAUGCUGAACCCGGCUCUGGUGGAUGCGCCACUCUCUCUGCAACUUGCUGUCAACUCUCCUCCAAAAACCUCCAUCAAGACAUCUGGCGCGACGGUUGUCAUGACAGCCAUUGUCAAGGUGAUGGUGCUGCCUCCAGGUCAGCCUCCGGUCCAGCUUAGCAGCAUGACCAUGGAAACAAAGUUUAACGCUAAAGUUUCUAUGAAGGGCAAACGUCUGGCUGUUCAUGCUGACCUCCGCAGGUUUAAAAUUUUCUCCAAUCAAUCAGCACUGGAAUCUCUGGCAUUGAUUCCUCUGCAGGCUCCUCUGAAGACAAUGUUGCAGAUGUCUGUGGUUCCUUUAAUCAAUAACUGGACAAAGAGAGGAGUUCGGAUUCCUCUGGCUGAUGGGAUAGAUUUCAUUGAGGAGGUGGUUGAAUAUCACAAUGGAUUCAUCCUGAUUGGAGCAAAUCUUCACUUCAGCAAAGGACUCAGAGAAAUGAUUGCAGGGAACGUCCAGACAGAGCCAGACACUGUCUAAACAUAUGUAUCUAUAUAUAUAUAUAUAUACAGUGUACACUGUAUAUACAAUGUAAAUAUACACUGUGUGAACAUACUGUAUAUGACAACAUGUGAAUAUAUACAAACAUAUUAGCAUGUUAAUGAUCAAAGGGUACAGGCACAAUCUAAAUAUAUAUAUAACUGCAUUCUGUAUAUAUAGAUGUUUGCAUGGAAGACAGAUAUAUAUAUACUGUAAAACCUCUAAUAAUACGGCCUUUAUUGGGGACCAGCAUCUAUUUGGGACAGAGCUUUAAAUUCUUCAGCACAAACUUGGCACAGAUGGAAAUUGUAACUGCUGCUUCUCCUCAGUUUUGUUCAGUAAAUUUGACGACUAACAGGUAACUUGCGGUAAAUUUCAGGUCCUACUUUUUUCUUUGUGCCACCAUGACACUGAACAUGAAAGUUGUUUUACGGCAGCUGAAGAUUUACGGCAGACGGCGUACAGACAGCGAGCAACAGACUUCACAUGAUAAUAUUCACAGCUCAGAUUAAUUCUAAUGAAACACUUUGUUCUGAUGGGUGGACCCUGACGUACUAAAACAUUAAACUUUAAUGUUCAUAGUUUAAAAUGAAGGCUCUAGGUGAGUGGUCGUCUGCCUCAACCAGUUGGGGUGAGAGAGAGAGAGAGAGAGAGAGAGAGAGAGAGAGACACAGACAGACAGACAGACAGACAGACAGACACAGCAACAACAGUAGCAACAACUACACUAAUAGUAGUGACUGAUGAUGAUUAACAUGAAGAAGAUGAUGGCGAUGUCAACAACGAUCCAUCCAUACUGUCAAGACGUUAAAUAUUUAUAUUUAUGUAAAGAUCUAAAACUCGCUCAAGUGGGUGACCCAGUGGGUUUAAGAGGUUUUAUACAUCCACAAAAUUUCUAGAAAAUCAAGACCAGGCCUCUCUUGGAGACCUGCGUUAAUUUGUCAAAACGUGGAGCCACAGCAGGCUUUUAAAGGAAACCUGUGUCUAUUUGGGACCCUGCUUUUAUUGGAAGUUUUACGGUGACUGCAUGUGUUUAUAUGACACAGUCUACAUUGAUAUUGAACUAUACACUAACAAUAUGUUUAUCAAUAUAUUUAAAUAUAGACAGAUUAUAUAAACUGACACUGGGUGUUUCUCAAACCCAAUAAUUCAAAGAAGAGAUUUGUGUUCUUGGUGAGAACGUUCAGCACCGAGGAUUCAUCACUGAUUACUCCUCAACUGUAUACUAACAAUGUAAUUUAUAAUAAUAAAGCAGUGACUGUAGACCUUUCA
Dicentrarchus labrax (European seabass) is the source of this 2914-nucleotide messenger RNA. It is a transcript of the gene pltp, whose product is annotated as phospholipid transfer protein. Gene Ontology annotation, molecular function: phosphatidylcholine binding; phosphatidylcholine intramembrane carrier activity; phosphatidylglycerol binding. The transcript is spliced from 15 exons. Bases 161 to 1642 code for a protein of 493 amino acids. The record is from RefSeq and is a predicted model, not a curated record. Gene Ontology annotation, biological process: phospholipid transport; ceramide transport; high-density lipoprotein particle remodeling. Lineage: Eukaryota; Metazoa; Chordata; Actinopteri; Moronidae.